GCGCAGAAAUUAAAAUCUAAUAACUCUGUGGACUCUCAGCUGUGCCUGGCGGAGCAGUCGCUCGGAAAAGACAACAUCGUGGAAAGAUCUUCCAGCGGCCACAUCUCCGGCAACGGCGCGUCCAGCCCGUCAUCCAGCGCGCGCACCAUCCUCCUCCUGCUGAGCACAACGCACUCUCUGCUCCUCGCCUCCGCCCUGCUGACGUUAUAGCCGCUUCUCAUGGGACCCGUUCAAGUAAAAAAAUAAAAAUAAACAAAUCUCUAUAUAAAGUCUAUAUUACAUAUGAAGAAUAUUAUUCACUUUCCUACCUUCUCCAUCAUCUGAAUUUGUCGCCGCUCCGGAACAAGAAAGAAAGAAUGAAGUGGAGAGGAAAUAAAAGCAAACACUUUUUUGUGGUGUAUCCUCGGGGGCGGAGCUAUGGGAUUCCCGCCAUAUGACAAUCUGAUCACCCACCCCCUAGGUUCUGGGGAAUGUUUCGUGUUCUAAGAAGAGUUUGUACAUUUGGUUAUCCAUAAUAUUUUUAUUAUUAUUAUUUUUUUUUUUUAUGUAUAUUUAUGGCAUUUUUUUUUAUAUCAUUUUCUUUUCUUUUUCUCAAUUUUUUCUUUUUGUUUUUACUUCAUCCAAAGUAGCGAGGCCAAAUGUAAAUACCUUGUGGGCUACGGCACAGGGAUCCGGGGGCUACGAAAGUGUCUCCCCCUCGGUUCAGAGUGGUGGUCUUCGACUUGUGGCUUGCAAAACAACAACUCCCAUCAUGUCCUCUCCAGCUAUUAGGAAACUACAACCCCCAGCAUACCUGGACUGACUAUAAACAAAACUGACUACUAAAAAAACAUACAUAGAAAGCUGGAUACAACUGCACAGAGCAUACACUAUAAUCCGCACCAUACUGCAAAAGUCAUCAAUCUAUAAAACAGCGUUUACCAAGCAGGAUCCCUCCAGCUGUGGCAAAACUACAACUCCCAGCAUGCUGGGAGUUGUAGUUUUGUAGCAGCUGGUGGCACACUGGUUUGGAAAAACUUCUCUAGACAAGCACCCUUAUUCUCAGGCCUCUCCAGCUCUUGCAAAACUACAACUCCCAGCAUGCCCGGACAGCCGAAGGCUGUCCGGGCAUGCUGGGAGUUGUAGUUUUUCGACCAAUGGAGGCACACUGGUUGGGAAAUGCUGCUCUAGACAAGCGUUUCCCAACCUCUGGCCUUUCCAGCUCUUGCAAAACUACAAUUCCCAGCAUGCCCUGACAGCCUUCGGCUGCCAGGGCAUGCUGGGAGUUGUAGUUUGUGAAACAGGUUUGCCUUUUCUUAUCCUUUUAGAUAUGCUAUGACAUGUAGAUGCUGGAACGGGCACACUUCGAUAUGAGCAGGUGAUGGCAGAGAUGUAGGGGGUGCCUCUAGCUUUUGCAUAACUACAACUCCCAGCAUGCCCGUGCAAUGUCCAUCAAGAAUUAAAUACUUCAGUUGGCGGUGCCCGGUUGGCACCCGGUGGGCAGUGAAGGACUCUCUUAAUUUUGCUGUCUUGAUUUGUCUCCAUUACGAGAAGAAGAAAGGGCAUCUUCUUCGUGGAGAAACAUGACUGUGCGCGCCUCCUGGUUCCUCCUCGCCACCUGCCGCUCGGCGCCAUAUGUCCUACAACGCCAAGAUCUGGAGAUAACCGCAUGAGGCGUCCGCCGGGGCCCCGAGACUUCACAGUGCAAACCAUUUAAUGCAAAGAUUUUUUAUUUUUUUAUUUUUUUUUUACGUUUCGCCUCGGUGUUUUUUAAUUGCAGCUCAUGAAUAUUCAUAGCUCGGCCGCCCCGUCUGAAAAAAAAAAGUAAACGGACUCGCUGUGAUGGAGGGGGGAAAAAAAACGGCGCCGCCGGCUUAAUUGCUGUUACAGUUAAUUGAAAACAACUUGUGUACACAUGAAACAGAAACACGAAGCGCAUUCGCCCUUAAUGAAGCGCCGGCACCUAAUCCUGCGAGGACCGGAUUAAUCCCGUGCUGGGUAGAAGGGAGGAAUGUUGGCACAAGAGACAUUGGAUCUGGACGCAACAUAAUGCAGUCGGCGCGCGGCAUCUGUUCCUGUUACGCCGCGGACGCUGACGGCGCUCUCCUGGGGGGCGGACUGAAGGAUUUGCAGGGGGGGGGGGGGGGGGGGGGAUGUCCAGCUUCAUCGCUUUCAUGUGAGAUAAGACAGAGAUACAUUUCUAAACACAAGUAAUGGAGAAGUAAAGUUUCUGCCCCCCCCCCCCCCCCCCCUCUGGCGACACCGCGGGGCAGAGCGCGGAAACACGCAGAGCGGUAUUUCGUGCAGCGUAUAUCUAUGUGACCAUGAAUAACUUGCACAAUAUGGCAGGUGAUGGACUGGUUCACCUGGAUCUGUUACCCAUGUGACUUCAUGUGAAUAAAAUGUACGCAAUGCGCGCAAAAAGGGGGUGGAGUCUGUCGUAUGCAUAUAUGUAAAUGAACAAACUGAUACCUAUGUUGCAAUAUGGCGACGUCCCUUUAGAGAAGAAACGGAUGUUGUAUCAGAUUAAAGAAAAAAAAAAACAAGGUUAUAAUAUAGUGCUAACUAUGGCGCUUCGUGACGAUACCGCGCCGGGUCAGAUGGCGCCACCUAGCGACACUUGGGGUCAUUAUGGAGCAUGUGACCUGUGUCUGUAGGGGGAGAGGCUUCCAGCAUGUCCUCCCCCCCAUAUGUGUUGUUUAAGGGGAUUCUACAAGAACCUACAUAUAUGAUGUUCUCCGCCUUGUAUAUAACUUAACCCUUCGUGGGAAGGAGGAAUCCUGGAUAGAUGUGGUGGAGUGAUGAUGGGGGGCGCUCACUCCGCACAAUCUCCAGAAUCAUCAUUUAUUUUUUCUUAUUAGUGAUUAUUAUUAUUAUUAUGUUACUUUUAAUAAAAGUGAAUAAAAUUCA
Molecule: messenger RNA, 2889 nt
Organism: Hyla sarda
Lineage: Eukaryota; Metazoa; Chordata; Amphibia; Anura; Hylidae
Product: GDNF family receptor alpha-1-like
Biological process (GO): nervous system development
Cellular component (GO): signaling receptor complex; external side of plasma membrane
Molecular function (GO): signaling receptor activity
Source: RefSeq, a predicted model, not a curated record